UUCUACUUCAUGUUCAUGCUGACGAUCACGUUUUACUCUGUUAUGGCAUAGUAAUAAGACUCCUAGACAACCACAAGCCAUGUUGACACUCUGACUCUAUUAUCUUGGUCUCUCAUCUGACCUUUCAUAUAUUCGAAGACAUUGACAUUACUUUUUGUCUAGUCCUAGAGCUUUGUUUUUAAUAGUAGUUCAACUUCUUGCAGCAGGGAUAGACUAGUUCCUAACUAGUCGCCGCCUAGUCCUGUCGUCAUUAUUUUUUGUGGUUGACAAGCGUUCCGGAAAAUGAUCACCUGUAGAAGUUCCUGCAUGACCAUGAGUACGUAUGCCGUCUGCCUAGAACAAGUAUGAACCUUCAUAUUUUAUUGUAAAGACUUCUCUGUUCGCUUCUCUUCUCCGUUGGUUAUCUCUCUGUUCUCUCUGGCACUUAUCUCACGCUUAGCCCGUUAUUGUCUUCUGUCUAAUUUUAUCGCUGGGGUUCACGCGAUAUUCAUGUGGGCGCCUCGCACGCUAAUUGAGGAGGAUCCCCAGGCUUAGGGCUCUCUUGAAUUAUCUCUCAAAGCACUUCCACUUAAGUAAAAACAAACUUGUUAAGGUUGUUUUGAAGAAGUAUAUUGCUUUGCCUUGAUUAAUGAUCAAAGCACUUAAGUAAAAAAGUUAUCAAAGCACGUAAGCUGCGGUUACUUAGUUCUUCCCUCGUACUAAUUAUAAACCUUAGUUACAAGAACCAAGGAAGCGGGUGAAUGAAUUAGAAUUCCCUUCAUGAUCUAUCAAUAGGCUGCUCCGUCAUAAUUGCUUUUCCUCAAGAACACGGUGUCGUGGCCGUGAGUAGUUGCAAGGAACUGAGGCUGAGCUUAGAAAAAGAAGUAGUAGCAACUAGCGAGACGCACACAAGGGAAAGGAAGACCCUAAAAGAUCUUCUUUCGCACACGUGUGGGCACGACUACUGUGACACGGAAAGCACUAGCCCACUUCUCGAGGGCAGCCGGGGUCGCCACUGAUAUUUAUAAGUACUUGAAUGAGACUGAUACUGAACCUGAAGAUCAAGGGCAAACUAUAACUAAGAGGUCAAUACAACUUCUAAACUAUGGCGGCGAAACUGAAAUCGCAGGUAGGUGGAGGAGAGGAAAAAGGUGGAGUACGUAAAAUUACGGAACAAAAUGACCAACGAAGUUAGCACUCUAGAUUUUUUGGUUAGCCUGUGGAAGGUACCUGUGGAAGGUGAGUUAAUUGUUCCUAUCCUAUCCUAAUUAACAGUCCUAGUUUGUUCGUAGUACCAAAGUAACUAGUAGAUGAUGACUAGAUAUAGAUUCGCUUACCCUGUAGUGGAAGGUGAAUCAAUGCCUAUCUUACCCUAAUCGAAAAGUCGUACUAGUAGAUGUAGUUGUGAAGAUAUCCGUUCUAAUUUUCGCGCUCUGGAUGUAGUGAUGCUUUCUCGGCAGUUCGUCGAAGGUGAGGCGACGGGACCAAUUGUCGAGACGGGCAUUGAAGGAGAAGGAGAAGGGCACGAGACCGACUCGUUGAUGGAAACCGACUCUGCACCUUCGUCCGCCUCAAAUUCCCCUCAAGAUUUAGGCUUCAUGAACCGAUAUUUUUGUAAACGAUUCGAUAUUUGUGUUUUUGAAGUGUUGAAGACUUUGUUCGAAUUUGAAGAUUGCAUUUUCAGGCACUAGUAGGACUUGUAAUUGUAAAACCGACUGUGAAGAGCCUUGUCCUGAGUACAGCACCUACAAGUGAUGAUUGAAGCUUGUGAUCUUAGUAGUCACUCGAUGACGUGAGAUUUGCAGUUGUAAUUUUUGCCUUUCUAAGAGUCGACGGCGCAGAUGAAAACGACAACGCAAACACAGCUUCGAACGCCAGACGAAGGCGCGGUCAGGCGAUGUUAUGAUGACAUUUUCAUUUUGUAUAUAGGAAAGAAGCACUGUAAGUAAAGCAGCCGGUUAGUUUUCACCUCUACUAAAAUUCUAAGUUUAUCCCGUGCAACAAUAUAUAGGAAAGAAGGUGUAACAAGCAUGCCUGAGUCAUGAAGCAUGUAUGCCUAUGCUGGGUCGUAGUUUGUUUCCUCGUAGACAGAUAAUACUUUUAUGUUGGGAUGAUCCCAACAUAAAAGUAUUAUCACUCUACGAUCAGUCAACAUAAAAGUAUUAUCCGAUCAGUCACGUUCGCCAACAUAAUAUGUAGGGUUCUUAGAAGCACUUCACCAACCUACAUUCAUUUCCUCGUGCAGAGGUACGAGCAGAAAUUGCGAAAAUGUCUGAAGAGGCGCACCGCUUGGAGGAAGAUCAAGCGAUUGAGCGCAUGAAUGAGGCAUUGCGAUCGCGCCACGACGACGAUCUGGAUGACACCGCGCCACUGCUACAACCAAAGAAGAAAAUUAUGGAACCGCACCAGGGUAUAAGAUGACGGCACACUACUCACAUCUUCAACAUAGUACAACGUAGAAGAUGAUGGCGGGUAUAACAUGGGGAGGACGACACUAGAGUCGUAGUAUCUUAAGUAAUCGUUUUUACAUCACUGUCAUCUAUGAUUAUAGGUAAGUAGUCGUCCAUCUAGCUGUCACGUGAUGUAGAAACGAUUAAGCUGUGACGAGCACGUGAUGUAAUCGAUAGAUAAUAAAUAGAUCGUCAUCACAGGGUGUGGUAGCUUAAUCGCUUUUACAUCACUUUCAUCUACAAUUGUCGUCGUUAGAAGCUAAUACCACCCGCACCUCGUCUGUCAUCGUUGAAUGCUUUUCAUAUAGAUAUAUUAGAUGAAACUAACGAGUAGUUAUAUCGGCUUGUUUAUUAAUAUUUGCAUUCAUGAACAAUCGGUGCCGCGUAUACAAGAAAGUCGAUGGACGCUUCGUCGAAGUCGAUCAAGCAUGAGGGUGUCGUAUGUUCGAGCCUUCGUUGUGCAUUCGAGUGGGACACCGGUGGAGUCGAUGAGGUUUCAGCAGAGAGUGUACAUCAACGAACUCAUCUUCUGUACAAAAAUAUCAAGGUUUUUACUCACUAAAAUAGAAGUUGAAGUUGUACUACAACAAGACCGUCAACAAGAACAAGGAAUUUGAGUGGUUUCUUGCCUCUACUUCAACAUCUUCACAAUCAUAGCCACAGUGAUUCCGCAUGUUGUAAAGCGC
Amoebophrya sp. A25 is the source of this 3115-nucleotide messenger RNA. NCBI's taxonomy places the organism in Eukaryota, Dinophyceae, Syndiniales, Amoebophryaceae. The record is from the annotation of a GenBank genome assembly.